Messenger RNA from Seriola aureovittata, 4019 nucleotides. It is a transcript of the gene rasef, whose product is annotated as RAS and EF-hand domain containing. The transcript has 17 exons. Bases 332 to 2461 code for a protein of 709 amino acids. NCBI's taxonomy places the organism in Eukaryota, Metazoa, Chordata, Actinopteri, Carangiformes, Carangidae. The record is from RefSeq and is a predicted model, not a curated record. Gene Ontology annotation, molecular function: GTP binding; GTPase activity; calcium ion binding.
UGGCUGCCACAAGCCAGACAAUUAUUUAGUGAAGACAGAGGAGUAGAGGAGUCCAUUCGAUCUACUGAGCACUGAAAUCGUUUAAAAUGGAUGAACUUGAUCAGAUUUUUGUAGGAUAAAGCCAAACAGCGGCCGAAAUGUUAGGAUAAGUGCAGACAAGUCUGGAAGUUAGGAGUUAGUCAUACUUUGUGGUUUCUCGGUGUCCAGAGAAUAAAACACUGGCAGUUCUGCGUGUCGGCCUCUCGGUGGUCAUCUUAUAUUACUGAAACGCCUUUUUGUUUUUUUUUUGUUUUUUGUUUUUCUUAGCCGGUCGCAUCCGUCAAUCAGGGGCAUGAGCGCAGAGGAGCAGGACCGGCUGCGCACCCUCUUUAAGACCUACGACGUGGACAACUCCGGGCGGAUCGAGAGGAACGAGUUCCUCACCAUCUGUGCGGAGCUGCAGGUGCCCGCGGCCGAGGCGGACCGUAUAUUUGACCGGCUGGACGUCGACAAAGACGGAACCGUCACUCUGCUGGAGUUCAUCAGCGGCUUCCACGACCGCUACGGAGAGGACAUGGAGCUGGAAGGAGGAGACGUGUCCGCCGCCUGGGAGGAUUUCGAGGGGAGAAUGGGCGACCAGUCCAAGUUCAUCCCCAGGCAUGAACAAGCAGCAACGUUGUACCAGAACAUCAGCUUGACUGAGCCCAGACUGAUUCCUCAGUUUGAAAAAGUUGUCAUGAACUUCACCAAAGAGAUCAAACAGCAAAACUCAGAGAUGGAGAACCUGGCUCUCGCUAUCAAACGAGCGCAGGACCAGGCAUCGAUGCAGCUCAGUGAGAUGGAGGAAGAGAUGGACCAACGCAUUCACAAUGCAGAGAGGAAAACACGGGAGCAGGAGAAGAAGCGAACAGAGGAUGCACUUAGCGAGUUACGAAGAAGUUAUGAAAUUGAAGUGUGUGAGCUUCAGUGUAAGAUCCAGAAGAUGCAGAUGAUAGAAGAGAGGUACAAGACGAUCACUGUGAAAGAUGAGAGCCCGGCGUUGAAGAAGAAGAUCAAUGAGCUAACGCUGGACAACCAGCGGUUAAAACAGGAGCUGUUGAGAUCUCAGACCAAAGUUGCCUGUCUACAUAGUGAGAUGGACUUGCUGAAGACGGAGAUAACCGAUCAAAGCAUCAACUCUGAGCGAGACGAGGAGCUUGUGAAACAUUUCACUGAUGAGAGAGACAUCCUGGAGAGUCAGAUUGAUAUUCUGCAGACAGCCAACAGGAAGCUCCAUGACACCAACGAUGGCCUGAGGGCCACUCUGGAGAGGAUCACAAGAUCCGGCACCAGUGAAUCACCAGCAGAUAUGAAGAACAGAGGCAGAAGUAAAAGCAUCUGCCACGGAUCGCCAUACACCUUCAUGAACAGGUUCUGCCAUGGUAUGGACGAUUUACCUCCGUUCACCAAACGGCCCAGCGGUGACACCAUGGCCCUGGCCAUGUGUGACCCAGGCCUGAGGCGCAGACUCAGCAGUGAGUGUGAGGAGGACAGCCUGCCUGAGAUCUACAUGGACAGCGGCCUGUCCACACUCAGGGGUUCCCAUGGAGGCUACGACUCCGAGCAGGAGGUCAAAGGUCAAGAAGAAGAGGAGGAAGAGAAAGAGGAGAAAAAAAGGGAGGAUGACAACAAUGAUAGCAUGAUGGGAGAAAAUUCUGACACUGAGCCAGCGGAGACACAGGAUGGUGAGUCGGCGUUUGGGUCGGACAGCAGCUCAGUUUUGGACUGGAAGCCGUCUGAAUCCAUUAGUGUCACCACAACACCAACCCCGACAAAACGAAAACCCCUCAGUGCCAGCACUAUGAAGAAGGAGCGCAAGAAUAGCAUUGACCUGGGCUACAUGACAUCAGAGAAGGCCUUCAGGAUCGUGUUGGCUGGAGAUGCUGCGGUGGGAAAGUCCAGCUUCCUGUUGCGCUUCUGCAAGAACGAAUUCAAACUCAACUCCAGCGCUACUCUGGGAGUGGAUUUCCAGAUGAAGACAGUAAUCGUAGAUGGAGAGCCUGUUUUACUACAACUAUGGGACACUGCAGGACAGGAAAGGUUUCGCAGUAUUGCAAAGUCUUAUUUCCGCCGGGCGGACGGAGUGUUGCUGCUUUACGAUGUCACCUGUGAAAAGAGCUUCCUUAAUGUUAGAGAGUGGGUGGACAUGAUUGAGGAUUUAUCGCACGAGGAUAUUCCCAUCAUGCUCGUGGGUAAUAAGUGUGAUCUUAGACAAGAUGGAGUUAACUGCGUUCCUACCAGCUAUGGAGAAAAACUGGCCAUGACAUACAACACUCUGUUCUGUGAAACUAGCGCCAAAGAUGGAGAUAACAUCCUUGAGGCUGUGCUGCACCUGGCCAGGCAAGUAAGAGAGCAGGAUACCUUUGAUGAAAAGAAUCGUUAUCAGUCGCUGCCCAGCUUGGAUGCUCCCAGGAGGAAACCAAACUUCUUCUGCUGCACCUGAUCAAAACUCAUCAGCUCUGGGCCUGGACAUCUGACUUAAUGUGAACUCAGUAUAGGUGGAACAAGAAGGAAAAACUACUGCAAUGGGAACAAAUCAUCAUUGUGAAACCACAAAAAUUUAACGUAUGACCUAAGUGAGCAAACAAGUGAUGUGGGAUCACAAAUAUCCACAACUUCACAUUACUUUAAAUUUUCAUUGUUAUUCAGGGUUAUUUAAACAUAAUGUACUGAGCUGCAUUUCAGCCACAGCUGGAUGAUUUACUGUUCUGUAUUUUAUGAAUUUGAGAAUGUUUAAGUCAGUGUAAACUUUCUUGCCAUGUGACAGUUAUGUUAAUUUUUUUUAUUAUGCUAUCACACAUAUUUGUAUAAGUUCCUUCCACAUAUGUGAUAUGAAUUGUACAGUUAUCCCAGACUGGCAUGGUCAUGAAAAGAGAAAAACAGCUGUGAAUUAAAAUGUGUGAGAGUGAUCUGAAAGUGAAGCUGAACAUAUGAGCAUAUUUUUGAAGUGACAGUAUGUGAUGCUGACAAAUAACUGCAUGUGAUAGAGCUUAUGGUUAUAGUGACAAACAAGAGAAAUAAGAAUAGAUUCUUAUCUGGUUAUGCUGUUAACUGUGGCACUUAUCUAAAUACUUCUGAGCUCAGUUAUCAUCAGUGUAAGUGAAGAUGGUUUGAAGUGACAUCUGCAGCAUGUUGGUAGGCUGGGAGGAAACUGAAGUUGAAACCUCAGACUUUAUUGCAAGUGAACUGCAUCGGAUGCCGACAUGGAGACACUGAGAAUUAUGGAAAAAGUUGAAGCAAGAAAUGCUCAGCCUCGUCUUUGUUCCUAUAUGAUGAAACUUGGUGCAGUGUUUAAUUGUAUGAGACUUUAUGCUAAUGUAACAACUCAUCAUCUUUAUUAUAUUACCCACAGUGUUACAAUUCUUCCCACCGUGGAUGACUUUGUGUUAUAGAUUUUAUUUUUUUGAACCUGAUAUAGCAGAUCAUUUUCAAUUUGCACAAAUGCUUUAAAUAAUGGCUGUCACUGUAUCAUCUGGUAUGAGUUAUGAAAAUUAGGUAAGCAUAAAAGAGAGAGAUGGCAGGAAGCAGAGCCCUUAUGUUUAUCCCUUUGUUACAGUACACGUAUGCAUUUCUGUUUAAAUGUGUACAUGUCAGCUUGCCAAAUUGUCACUACUGAUGUUAUACAGUCUGUCUUAUUGUUAUUUCUUUAUAAUAAUGCCAUAUUACCCAUAUUAUCAAGCUGCCCAGGGGAAGUGUAUAAAGUCAGUAUGCUUCAGAUGAAAUGCUUGUUGGAGUUUCAAACAGCAUUUGAAAUGCCUCCCCACAGACCUUAAAUUGGAAUUGGUGGGCUGUGUCUGACAGUUUCUCUUCUCCAACUUACUUUAUUGAAUUUCCAAACAAAUAAUAUAUUAAAUAACAAAUUUAAUAUCAGCCUCAUCAGUUUAGAUUUUGAAUUGAUGCAGAGAUGAGAGCUGAAAAAAGUGGUGUUGCAUAGUUACUGUAUGUGGUAUAUAUAUACAUAUAUGUGAUACUGUACAUGAAAAUAAAGUGAAUGAAAUGAG